This is a messenger RNA of Malania oleifera, 3521 nucleotides long. RefSeq names its product ADP-ribosylation factor GTPase-activating protein AGD3. The coding region runs from base 513 to 3011 and encodes 832 amino acids. Gene Ontology annotation, cellular component: cytoplasm. The record is from RefSeq and is a predicted model, not a curated record. NCBI's taxonomy places the organism in Eukaryota, Viridiplantae, Streptophyta, Magnoliopsida, Santalales, Ximeniaceae. Gene Ontology annotation, molecular function: protein binding; GTPase activator activity. The transcript is spliced from 20 exons.
AAAAAAAGAAAAAGGAAAUAGAAAAAGUCUGUAUUGCUUUUAUCAAUGCAUCUCUUGCGGGCAUGGUUUCGAUAGUUGAGGUUAAUCAAGGGAGAAUCGCCUAAUCGAUCCGUUCAAUUCCCGAGACUCCAUUGCCGCGACCUCUAAUGCCGUGAUCAAGAUCCUGUUUUUCCACUCCUACCUAGGGUUUUUCCCUUCCUCGUUCUCUCUGCUGAUCUAGGGUUUUGAAAAAGGCAGCAACAAAAAAAUUUCAGUCUGAAAAUUGCGAGCUCCCGGAGCUCCCCAGACUGCGUCGUUAAUGGCGUGAUGUUCGCGUUAAUCGAGUUCCUGUCUUCUUUCGGUUCAAUGGCGUUUGGGAUCGGGCGAGAAGGCGAGAUCUCGCUUGGUUUUGGGAGCAUCACGGAAUCGCGGCGCUUGAGAGAUUUGGUUAGGCUCAAUCUGAGAUGAUCUAGCGUUGGUGUGAUGUUAAUGAGUGUUCGUUGCAGAGACGACGCAGAAUCACAGUUGCAACCAUGCAUUUCGCGAAGCUCGACGACUCUCCGAUGUUUCGGAAGCAGAUACAAAUGUUGGAGGAAAGCGCAGAAUCACUGAGGGAGAGGAGUCUAAAGUUUUACAAAGGGUGUCGAAAAUACACUGAAGGGCUUGGGGAGGGAUAUGAUGGAGACAUUGCUUUUGCAAGUGCCCUAGAAACUUUUGGCGGAGGACAUAAUGAUCCUAUUAGUGUAGCUUUUGGAGGCCCUGUUAUGACCAAAUUUACUAUUGCAUUGAGGGAAAUUGGGACAUACAAGGAAGUUCUUCGAUCCCAGGUUGAGCACAUGCUAAAUGACAGAUUGUUACAAUUUGUCAAUAUUGAUUUGCAUGAUGUUAAGGAGGCACGGAAGCGUUUUGACAAGGCUAGCCUUCUUUAUGAUCAGGCUCGUGAGAAGUUUCUAUCUUUGAGAAAAGGGACAAAGUCUGAUGUGGCUACUCUUUUAGAAGAGGACCUUCAUAAUGCAAGGUCUGCAUUCGAGCAAGCUCGCUUUAACCUGGUAACUGCUCUUUCCAAUGUUGAAGCCAAAAAAAGGUUUGAAUUCUUGGAAGCAGUUAGUGGGACGAUGGAUGCCCAUCUUCGUUACUUCAAACAGGGAUAUGAACUCUUGCAUCAAAUGGAGCCAUAUAUCAAUCAGGUUUUGACUUAUGCACAGCAAUCAAGAGAAAGGUCCAACUAUGAGCAGGCAGCUCUUAAUGAGAGGAUGCAGGAGUACAAAAGGCAGAUUGACAGAGAAAGUAGGUGGUGUUUAAAUGGCUGUAAUGGGUCUCCUAAUGGAGAUGGUAUACAAGCCAUUGGUAGAAGUUCACAUAAAAUGAUAGAGGCUGUUAUGCAAUCUGCUUCCAAGGGAAAGGUUCAAACCAUUCGACAGGGUUAUCUCUCAAAACGUUCCUCAAACUUGAGAGGUGAUUGGAAAAGGAGAUUUUUUGUUCUUGAUAGCCGAGGAAUGCUCUACUACUAUCGCAAACAGUGCAGCAAAGCAUCUGGUUCUGCCAGUCAACUCUCUGGUCAAAGAAACAGUUCUGAACUCGGUUCUGGACUGCUCAGUCGGUGGCUUUCUUCUCAUUAUCAUGGAGGAGUACAUGAUGAAAAAUCUGUUGCUCAUCACACAGUGAAUCUGCUGACCUCAACAAUAAAAGUUGAUGCUGACCAGUCAGAUCUGAGGUUUUGCUUCAGGAUAAUUUCGCCAACAAAGAACUACACUUUGCAGGCAGAAAGUGCCCUGGAUCAAAUGGAUUGGAUUGAAAAGAUAACGGGGGUUAUUGCAUCAUUACUAAGUUCCCAGGCUCCUGAAAGGUGUUUGCCUGCUAGUCCCAUGGGAAGUGGUCAUCAUCGGUCUGCUAGUGAGAGUAGUUCAUUUGAAAGUGCUGAUUUUGAUCACAGUGUACUUGAAGAGUACGCAUGUGAUAGGAGCCAUGCCACAUCACAUCAUGACCGCCCAUCCAGAAAUUUGUUACAGCAGCGGUCCUCUGUAAAAAGCGAGAAGCCAAUAGAUGUGUUACGAAGAGUAUGUGGGAAUGAUAAAUGUGCUGAUUGUGGUGCUCCAGAACCAGAUUGGGCAUCCUUAAAUCUUGGUGUUCUUGUCUGCAUUGAGUGUUCCGGUGUUCAUCGUAAUCUUGGUGUACACAUAUCAAAGGUAAGGUCACUAACCCUUGAUGUUAAAGUGUGGGAGCCUUCCGUUAUAUCUUUGUUUCAGUCUCUGGGUAAUACAUUUGCAAACUCAGUCUGGGAGGAACAAUUGCAAUCACGAGGUGCCUUUCAGGUUGAUCUCGUCCCUACAGGCUUAUACAAGGCUGAAAAGUCACAUCUUCUCUUUCUAAGCAAGCCUAGUCAUGCUGAUGCAAUUUCAAUAAAGGAGAAGUUUAUUCAUGCAAAGUAUGCAGAAAAACUUUUUAUUCGCAAGACAAAAGAUCAUCAAUACCCACGUUCUUUGGCACAACAGAUAUGGGAGGCUGUUCGUACCAAUGACAAGAAAGCUGUAUAUCGUCACAUUGUUAAUUCUGAAGCAGAUGUGAAUUUUGUGUAUGCGCAAGUGCCAUGUAGCUCAUCAAUAACACUUGCAAAAGUGAUGCUAUCGCAAGAGGAGAGAAGCCUUGACCGCAGCUCUAGCUGCUUGACAGGGGACUUGUUAGACAGGUCAUAUGCAAGCUCAUCAAACUUGGCAGGUAAUAGUGAAGGCCAGACUUUGGAGGACUUGGAUGGGUGCUCUCUGCUUCAUCUUGCUUGUGAAACUGCUGAUAUUGGUAUGCUGGAGCUUCUUCUACAGUAUGGUGCAAACAUAAAUGCAUCUGAUUCAAGAGGGCGAACACCUCUCCAUCGCUGUAUUCUUAAGGGCAAGGCUACAUUUGCAAAAUUGCUGCUUUCAAGGGGAGCGAAUCCACGUGCUGUAACUAGGGAAGGUAAAACUCCCUUUGAGCUUGCAAUAGAGACAAAGUUCGAUGAUGGUGAGGUUGUAGUUCUAUUAUCAGACUCAAACAGAUGACCAUCUUCUUAUGAAUUGAUGCUCUGCCCUCGUUGAAGUUGGUAGUACCAUAAAAAGAAGGAAAGUAUCUUUUUUCUUGUGUAAUUAUAUUUUCGAUGUGUCUGAAGGCCGAUUCUCCGGCGAAGGGGAAGCACCCAUCUCCACCUGGUUUGAGGUCAUGGUGGAGAUUGAUAGGUUGGGAUGCCUGCUGCCUGCCUGCCUGUGAGUGCAAAUUGGCCCCCAGCAGUGUAAGUUAAUAGUUGCCCCCAAAAUGAUUCUCGAUUGAGAGCUUCAGGAUGCUUUCUGUCCAGGAGGCUUCCUGUAAUGUAAUUUGCUUUUUUUUAUUUUUAUUUUAGUUUGGUUUUGAGGCUUGUGGGUAUUAUUUAGGUGAGGUCAUCGUUUGUUGUUGUAUAUUGGUUUCUUUUGGUAAAUCGUCAGUUAGAAUGAAGAGGUUUGGUGUAACAAAACUCUGAAUGUUCUUAUUGGAUUAAAAAAAAAAAGAAAAUGAAAUUUUGAUUUUGUUUUUGGUUU